Chironomus riparius is the source of this 132-nucleotide messenger RNA. Lineage: Eukaryota; Metazoa; Arthropoda; Insecta; Diptera; Chironomidae. The record is from the annotation of a GenBank genome assembly.
UUAUGCCGUAUAAUUUGUUGCUUUUAAAUUAUCAAAAUGAGAACACAAAUAAUCAUCAUGACUACCACUUAAAAAUUGAAUAUUAAUUAGAGAGAUAAAGAUACAUUGUGAAAAGGAAAACAUCAGUCUCAU